Silurus meridionalis is the source of this 1926-nucleotide messenger RNA. RefSeq names its product potassium channel, subfamily K, member 17 (gene kcnk17). Gene Ontology annotation, cellular component: membrane. The transcript is spliced from 5 exons. The record is from RefSeq and is a predicted model, not a curated record. Gene Ontology annotation, molecular function: potassium ion leak channel activity. Bases 20 to 952 code for a protein of 310 amino acids. Lineage: Eukaryota; Metazoa; Chordata; Actinopteri; Siluriformes; Siluridae. Gene Ontology annotation, biological process: stabilization of membrane potential; potassium ion transmembrane transport.
GCUAGCCUCAGGAGCCACUAUGGCCUCCAUAUGGAAAAGGUUUUGCAAAAAGUUUCAUGUUGUACAAUUUUUGUCGCUGCUGUUGCUUGGAGCGGGGUACUUAACAUAUGUUCUUAUUGGAGGGGUCAUUUUUUGGAAGCUAGAAGGGGACCUGGUAUCAAGUGAAAUUGCUAUGUUAGAGGUAAAGAAAAAGACUUUGCUUCAGAUUUAUCCAUGCCUUGGACAAGCUGGGUUGGAAGAUAUGGGAGAGUUUAUGCUGGAAAUAUUUAAGAAUGGGGUGAGUCUGAAAAAUAACAACACAGCAGGAGGAUUCUGGAAGUUCACGAGCUCAGCGGUGUUUGCUGCCACAGUGGUGACAACUAUUGGCUAUGGGAACAUCAGCCCUAGUACGAUGCCUGGUCAGAUGUUUUGUGUGAUCUUUGCCAUUGUUGGAAUCCCACUUAAUAUGGUGGUUCUAAACCAAGUGGGCAAGUACAUGCUGGCCAUUGAAAGAAAUUUCUGCACUUCAAUUGCAAAAAAGACCAACCACCAGAAAACUGUUCUGGUGUCACUUCACUUCGCAUCAUUCAUUGGCUCGGGAGUGCUCUAUCUGGUGGUCCCUAUGUUUUUUUUUAAAACAUAUGAAGGCUGGACCUUCACACAGGGCAUCUACUAUUGCUUUAUCACACUUAGUACAGUAGGCUUUGGAGAUUUGGUUGCAGAUUAUAACCCUGACAAGGAUUAUCCUGACUGGUACGGCUGCAUAUUGGGAGUUUGGAUAUUUUUUGGCAUGGCCUGGCUGGCUUUAUUGAUCAAUCACACCAUUGACCUCCUGGGGCACUUAGAUGCUUACCUCAAAUCAGCGAAAAAUAAUGCCACGCCAAACAAGAUGCAGGAUGAGGAGCUACCAGAGACACAGCAGGAAGCUCUUGAGGAAGAGAAAAUAGAGAAAACAGAUGAUGUCUGUGAAUGAGCUUCGUGCGGGACACUAUGGUUAAUGUCAACACAUUAACAACACACACACACACACACACACACACACACACACACACACACACACACACACACACAGACAUAUUGUGCAAUAGAACGUAACAAUAUUACAGUUUUAACAAUCUGCACACUUGAUAAAUUUGGCUAUAUAAUAUAUUAAUUACAACACAUUACAAUGUACUGUCCAUUAAUGUGUUUUUUGUCCACAAAGACACAGCAGGAAGCUCUUGAGGAAGAGAAAAUAGAGAAAACAGAUGAUGUCUGUGAAUGAGCUUCGUGCAGGACACUAUGGUUAAUGUCAACACAUUAACAACACACACACACACACACACACACACACACACACACACACACAUAUUGUGCAAUAGAACGUAACAAUAUUACAGUUUUAACAAUCUGCACACUUGAUAAAUUUGGCUAUAUAAUAUAUUAAUUACAACACAUUACAAUGUACUGUCCAUUAAUGUGUUUUUUGUCCACAAAGGUGUCUCAUCUAGAUUUUAAAUUUUAAUGAACACAAAUGGAUUGUUCCAGAGUUUGCCUAGUUUAGUUUAAACCACUUUUCUGGCUCCCUUAUUAUUUUCCACUACAUUAACUGUGUUCUAACCACUAACAAAUGAACUGGAUUUCUUCUUCAGGGCACUGACCAACAAAUUUAAAUAAACAUCAACAUAAUUUGUGGCCAGAUAUGACUUCAUAGUCAUAGUCAUUGCUGCCUUUCAGUUAUAACUGGAAUUGCUAGAAUUGAACUAGAAUUUUAAUGGCUGUGUUUAAAUGCACCUUACAAUUAUGUGGAUAUCCAGAACCAGUAGCUGGACUGACUGGUGACACGUACUGUAUCACUCAAUUGCAGCAACAGCCACUAGAGGGCAUAACGAUUUCAGCCAUUCUUAUAUCCUCUUUCACUCCUAAAGGAGAAGGUUUUUUUUUCAGUGUGCUUUAUAAAAUGCUCAU